Impatiens glandulifera is the source of this 1033-nucleotide messenger RNA. Its product is annotated as probable ATP synthase 24 kDa subunit, mitochondrial. Bases 92 to 808 code for a protein of 238 amino acids. The record is from RefSeq and is a predicted model, not a curated record. NCBI's taxonomy places the organism in Eukaryota, Viridiplantae, Streptophyta, Magnoliopsida, Ericales, Balsaminaceae. Gene Ontology annotation, biological process: pollen development. The transcript is spliced from 7 exons.
UAUAGGGCUUCAAAACCAGAAGGCGGAAAACCACCAUAGGAGAGACGAAGACGACGUCGAAAAGCAAAGCAGCGAAUCCAAAGCUAUAGCCAUGGCUUCUCGUAUCUUAUCGAAAUCCAAUCAGUUGAAUUCUGCUGGACGCAUACUUAAUCAGAACUAUGCUGCAUCUUCUCGUUUAUUUUCCAGUGGAAGUCCUCCUAAAGUGCUCAAGGGAGAUGAGAUGUUGAAGAACAUUUUCCUAGAUGUUAAAAGGAAAUUUGAGACUGCCAUUGGAGUACUUCGGACUGAAAAGAUCACCAUUGAUCCUGAGGAUCCUGCUGCCGUUAAGAAUUACGCAAAUGUGAUGAAGACUGUUAGAGAAAAGGCAGAUUUAUUUUCUGAAUCCCAACGUAUUGAAUAUACCAUUCAAUCACGUACACAAGGUAUCCCAGAUGCACGUACGUAUCUUAUAACAUUGAAGGAAAUAAGGAUCAGGAGAGGUCUGAAUGAUGAACUUGGUGCUGAGGCUUUGAUGAUGGACGCAUUGGAAAAGGUUGAAAAAGAUAUUAAAAAACCUCUGAUGAGGGAUGAUAAGCAGGGAAUGGCUCUACUUACAGCAGAGUUUGAUAAGAUCAAUAAGAAGCUUGGAUUUAAGAAAGAAGAUCUGCCAAAGUACGAAGAAGAGCUGGAACUUAAAAUUUCCAAAGCACAAUUGGAAUUGCUGAAAAAGGAUGCUAUUGAGGCUAUGGAAACACUAAAGAAAAGGGAGGAAUUUAAGGAUGAGGAACCAGCUGAUGUGAAGUCAUUGGACAUUAGAAAUUUCAUAUGAAAGUUUUAAAACAUUCAUAUUCUACUCAUUGAAAUAUUGCACAUUUUCUUUUAUUUAUUUUGAUUGUAAACAAAUUGUUUGAUAGUUCUCUCUAAUGAGGAGGAAGAGAGCAAACAAAAUAAUCAAUUUCCUGAAGUAUUUCUACUUAGGUAUUGUAACACAUUUAAGUGUUAAAUAUACUUUUGAGCUGUUUGUUAUAUUUAUAAGUUUAUUUUUGUUUAUGUA